AUGCAAAAUACAGAAGAUCGUGUCGUGGUCGCGAAAGGAGAGUGCGGAGAGACAAAAACUUUCUCGCUGAAAGCAGAUGAUAUUUUUUUAGCACCAAUUCAUGGCCGUUGGUCAUCAUGGCAGAGCUGGGGUAGUGUUGGCUGUCAAGGUGGUUAUCAAACAAGAUACCGCUACUGCACCAAUCCCCCACCAGCCCACGGUGGAUCCAGAUGCAGUGGAAGUCGUAGCCAAAAACAGGAUUGCCCUGAGUGUUCUCUUGGUUUGGCACAGUGCGAACAUCUAUGCCAUAAUACGCUCGGUUCAUUCACGUGCAGUUGCUAUCCUGGGUAUCAAACAUCGCCACAAAAUUGGAAAAGAUGCGUCAGAAUCACCUGUGACACAAGUGACUGGCCGUCUCCAAGCAACGGACAGAUCUCGACCCCUUGUCGUGGUAAAUCGCAGGUUCCUCAUGGGACUCAGUGCGUGGUCACGUGCAAUCGUGGCUUUGAAAUAGUCGGAAACACAAGCUCUCUUUGUGACGUUAAUGGCAGCUGGAGCCCUAAAGCAACCGCAAAUUGUCGAGUACGUGCAUGUCCAUCCCUAAAGGCACCAGACAAUGGACAAAUCACUCCUGAGAUUUGUAAAAUAAAACCCCUGCAUGGUCAAAAUUGCUUCUAUGAAUGUAGCUCAGGCUACGCUCGAGUUGGUUCUUGCUGGAAUAUUUGUGACAACGGGCAAUGGAGACAGGGUAUCUUCCACUGUAAAGACGUGGAAGCACCUUCAUUUGGUGAAACCUGUCCAGCCUCAAGAAGUGCUGUUGCAGAGAAAGGGAAAACCUCAGCGGUGGUGACCUGGGCGCCAGUUAAAGUCACCGACAAUCAUCAAGCAAAUUUAACUGUGUUCCCUGCAGUGACACCCCCACAUAUAUUUUCUGAAGGAGAUCAUACCGUGAUCUACACUGCUAAAGAUCCAUCGGGAAACAUAAAACAAUGCUCCUUCAAAAUUACAGUUCAAGUUUUUAGAUGCUCCGCUCUCUUUUCACCUGCAAACGGGAAGAUAGAGAAUUCCGCCUGUGGAAAUAUAUAUGGAAGUGUCUGCCGCUUCGCGUGUUCCAAGGGCUAUGAUUUGAAGGGAUCUGCCGAGAGAAAGUGUGCCAAGAAAGCAGGCACAAAUGUAGUAUAUUGGACAGGAAAUGCAACUUCCUGUGAGGUCAUCCAGUGUCCCUCACUGCAUACUCCAGACUAUGCAAUACAGUCCGGAUAUGGGUGCAGUGGCUUGAGCUCUAACUACGGCACUUCCUGCUUCUUCAGCUGCCUGGUAGGAUAUGAGACUCUAGUAGGAUCACAAAAAAGAACUUGUCUGGAGACUAGACAGUGGAGUGGAACCGAGCUACAGUGUCAAGCUAUCACCUGUUCCCCUUUGACAAUAAAAUCGGAAGGACUGGACAUUAGCCCUCCGUUCUGCACCAAUGCAAGUGCUGUCAUUUAUUACGCAUCAGAGUGCUGGUUCACAUGCAAAAACGGUUAUCAACACCAUGGACCUGGGGUGAAGACUUGUAAUCAGCAGAAGACAUGGGCGCCAUUAGGAAAUCCAUGGUGCAAUGAUGUCUCAGCACCAGUUAUCUCAAACUGUCCGUCAAAUAUUGUAGCCACCGCUGACAGGGGUUCCACGUCCACGCUAGUCACGUGGUCUCAUCCUUCAGCUACAGACAACUCUGGCUUCAUCCCCAACAUAACACAUUAUGGGAAACAACCAGGGGACUUAUUUCAUGCUGGGGAACACAGCAUCCGGUACUUGGCUUCAGACAAAGCAGGAAACGUGGCCGAAUGCAAAUUUAAAGUCUUCGUGUUAGUUGUCCGAUGCCUGCCUAAAUUGUAUGCUCCAGCUGGAGGCUCCUUACAGUGUACCAAAGACAAUCAGUAUGGAUCAGAAUGCUCCUUCGCUUGCCGUGAUGGCCAUGCAAUGAAUGGCUCUGACCGCAGAAUCUGCGAGAAGGAUCCGAUUACGUCGGUUGGUGUCUGGACUGGGAAUGAGACAAAGUGUGAACUCGCCAAGUGUGAUCGACUCGUUCCCCCUCCAAACAGCAUACUGUCUGGUUGCGGAGGCGGUUCCUUGCAAAACGUCUUUGGUGACAAAUGUCUUCUGUACUGCGUCCGUGGCUAUCGCCUGGUUAACGGCUCGACUGAGAGGGUCUGUCAAGCAAAUGGUACCUGGUCUGGAGAAAAACCGCAUUGUCAAGUUGUCCAUUGUAAGUCCCUUGAAGCUCCAUCAGAUGGUCAGGUGACACCCGACUCUUGCAGAAUUUAUCCUGAAUACGGUACUACAUGUCACUUUUCAUGUCCCCAAGGCUAUAGACUGCAUGGAGAGCCAAUAGUGACCUGCCUUAGCGACGGUCAAUGGUCAGGAAACACCACUACGUUUUGCAAAGAUGUGGAAAAACCCUUGUUCGGCGGUACUUGUCCCAGUAGUGACAUCAGAAGGUACGCAGACAGGGCUAAAAACUAUACCACUGUAAACUGGCCUGUAGUGGUUGCCACAGAUAACUCUGGCAUGGCAACCAAUGUUACGAAACAUGGUGUUCCUUCCGGGAACAAGUUCUACGAAGGACGACAUGAGGUCAUUUACAACGCAAGUGACGCAGCAGGAAAUUACAGAAUCUGCAAAUUCCACGUCACGGUCGAAAUUGUGCGAUGCCAAACAUUGUUUCCUCCAUUAAACGGCUUUCUAGUGGGAGACUGUGACAACAGCUUCGGCUGCACAUGUCAAAUGAGAUGCAAAGAUGGAUAUAACUUGUUGGGAUCCGAGAUCCUCACCUGCCUUCACAAACCGGGCCAUCUUACCGGGUACUGGAACGGAUCGAUUCCGACCUGUAAAAUACGUUCCUGUUCUUCACUAAGUGCGCCUCAGAAUGGUUUUAUUUACCCGCACAUGUGUACAUUUUCCCCAGAUAGUGGAACUGUCUGCUCUUUCGAAUGCAGACAUGGUUUCUCUGGGAACGGAGGAGUUAGCUCGAUUCUGUGUGGGAAUGAUGGAAACUGGACCAAAAAUGAAUCUUCAAUUUUACAGUGCCUUGGUAACCGCUUUGUAAAUUAUCAUAUAUUGAUCCGAGUAUGUGUUGUAUCAGUAUCAGUGUCAAUCUUGUGUAUCGUUGAUAACUGCAUAUAAAUAGAGGCUGGUCAGUCUUUUUCGCUUAGUUAAUGUUGUAAAUGAGAAUAAAUGAGAAUCUGACUUGGUCAGACCAUGUAGAACACCUCUGUGCCAAAGUCUCGCAAAGAUUGGGUUUAUUACGAAGAAUUAAGUGUUUUCUUCCGAGGAACAUCAGAGAACUUUUUGUUAAGACGACCAUAACACCGUUAUUAGACUAUGCGGAUGUUACAUGGGGAGACAAAAACAAUGUAAUCCUGAUGAAUAAAAUCCAAGUACUGCAAAACACAGCUGCGAGGA
Messenger RNA from Orbicella faveolata, 3423 nucleotides. RefSeq lists its product as uncharacterized. NCBI's taxonomy places the organism in Eukaryota, Metazoa, Cnidaria, Anthozoa, Scleractinia, Merulinidae. The record is from RefSeq and is a predicted model, not a curated record. Gene Ontology annotation, molecular function: calcium ion binding.